Kwoniella botswanensis is the source of this 1800-nucleotide messenger RNA. RefSeq lists its product as uncharacterized. Lineage: Eukaryota; Fungi; Basidiomycota; Tremellomycetes; Tremellales; Cryptococcaceae. The record is from RefSeq and is a predicted model, not a curated record. Bases 1 to 1800 code for a protein of 599 amino acids. Gene Ontology annotation, molecular function: protein heterodimerization activity. The transcript is spliced from 2 exons.
AUGACGGCCCCAACUCCCGAAGCAGUUCUCCAUCUGGCCACUCUCCAUACCCUCGCACAGGCAGGUUUCGCCUCCACUUCCCAAGCGGCUUCCCUCACUUUAUCGACCGUCAUACCCAAAUACCUCAAGGUACUAGCUACAGCAUGUGUGGAACGAGCGAGUUUGGCCGGUCGAGGCAAAGUAGCUGCCAUCGACGUCGUAGAUGCUCUGGAUGAUCUGGGAGUGAACGUGGAUGAGUUGAUAGAUUGGGCGGUCGUUCAGAGUGGAGAUUAUUUCGAUGAUACUUCGAUGGGUGGUCUACAAGAUUAUCUGCAGGAAGGGCUGAGUGUGGAAGAAGGUAUAGCUCAAAUGAAACUUGUUCCAGAAGAGGAACUAGAGCAAGAUGAUGAGAAGGAAGAGAGGGAGGCGGAGCAGCAGCACGAUGAACUACGAGGAGAUGAAGAUGUUACGAUGGAUCAAUCUCGCGAGGACGGACAGGUCAAGGUCGAACCGGAGGAAGAACUGGAAGUGGAAGAGAGACCAUAUAUUUAUCGGCAUAAAUCACCUGAUUUCUCUUGGCUUCCGCCUUUACCUUCUACCAACGAUCAAUCUCAACAGGGCCCCACCUCUCCUGGGACUCGAGAACCCGACCAACCUUCAUCUUUUGAAGCCAUACCUCUUCCUGCACCUUCCCAAUCGAUAGCCGACCGAUAUCGACGUCCAAUCAGCUACGCUUCAUCCCAACUAUCUCAAGCUCAUCCAUUUCAUGAUCCACCCCAACCCCGACCGUCAUCAUCCAUCCCAAUACCUCCUGCACCAAGCUCUUUACCCACUUUGAUAUCUACCUAUGCGUCCAUCGCUUCUGACCCGUCUAUAACCUUGCGUCAAACCGAUCUCCGACGUCAGGCAACCGAACUACUGCGUCAAACUAUAUCGACUGUCGAUUCUUACUCUCCUUCACCAACUUUGACUACACCCAUCCCACCAGUGAGGGCAAGUUCCAUCGUACCUUCUCAUUCAGAUAUAUUACCUCAGAAACUUCUACCUGUCAAUCCCAAUUCGAAUUCGAACGCCAAUGGUGGAUUAUUGAGUUCAAUGGUACAUCAAAUCCAUUCACCCAAUCUACCUUAUACCCUUCGAGAGAGAUUGACCUCGCUUAGACCACCGGUAGUUCAAAAUAGGAAUGAUCAACCGAUCUUCUAUAACGAUCCUGUGAGAGGUCCUGAUGAAUCUUCUUUAAUGAAAUUUAAAGGCAAACAUAACGCAAAUACCAAGACGGAAGGAGAAGAUGGAGUUGGAGGAGAAGAAGGAAAAGAGAUAUGGUUGAAGCAAACUUGGGAUUCGGGUCCAAGGGGAAUAGAUAAAUGGUCAAAACCUUUUUUACCCAAGGGGAAAAAAGUCAUCAUACAGCGUGAAGGUGAGAAGAAACCUAGGAUGGAUCCUGAGGACAUUAGACGAAUACAGGAACAACAAGAGCGAGAAUUAGAAAAGGAAAAAGAGAGGAUGAAAGAACAGGAGAAUGGGAAAGUAAAGGUUAAUUUGAGAUUACCUAAUUUCAAUGGGAAUAGUCUGAAUGAUACCGAUCAGAAAGAUGGAUCGGUCGGACAAACGAACGGAAAUAUGAGUACGAAUACGAAUACAAGUAUAAGUCCGAAUACAUCUCAAGUUACUACACCAGGAAUUAAAAUCAAAUUAGGUGGUGGUGCUGGAGCUGGUGGCAGUAGCAAUAAUUCUAACGGUAAUCAGAAAUUAUCUAUUUCACCUGGAUUGAUGAUGCCAUCAACGAAUAAUGAAUAUCCAAAUUCGGUAAAUCCAUAUUGA